CAUUGAGAGAGACGGAGCUGGACUGGCAUUAUGCUGAUUCAAGGAUGCAGGAAGCUCUUAAUUUGCAGAUAGCUGCUGAGGAAGAUGGACUAGAGCUUCUUAAGCAAUUUGCCAAGGAUGCUGCUGAUCGAGCAGAUCUAAUUCAUAGAAAAGCCAAGAAACUUUCUUCCAAAGAUUUAGAGGAUUGGCAAACAUCAAUGGAACUGUUAGAGAUGAGCAUGCUUGAGAUGGAUAUUGAAGCAAAACUCAUAUCAGAUGCACGCUCAACAUUGGAUAGUUACAUUGUUGACGUGGUUAAAGAUGAUAGAGAGGAGGUUGACGAGUUGCUUUCGCAAAGGAGUUGGAUGAGCUUCUGAAUUUAGUUAGAUUGAAGGAAUCAGAGAUUGCUGAGAAUGAAUCUCAGAUCCAUGAAGCAGAGAGAAAUUUUUCAAGUUGUAUCAGAGUUUCAAGAGAAAAGUUCUAGUGUUGACAUUAAGCAUAUGAUAAUUUUAAGUCUGCUAUGUCUCGGAUCGACGCAGAGCGAGGCUAUUAUCAUCAAAAAGAAAUAAUUGAUAAAUUUAUUUCCUUAGAAGAGCAGAAGUGUUUUAAUCUCAGAGAACAUGGCAAUGCUGCUUUGGAAGAAGCCAAAAUCUAUCAGGAUUUGGUUGCAUUAAGAAAAGAAUUAGCUUCAUCCUUCUUAAAGUCCAGAGAAGACAAAUUGCAGUUGGUGAGGACAGAAGAGAGAAUUCUAGAGGAAAUCCAGGUGCUCUGACAACAUAUAAUAUCCAGUGCAGGAACUAAACU
Molecule: messenger RNA, 783 nt
Organism: Phalaenopsis equestris
Lineage: Eukaryota; Viridiplantae; Streptophyta; Magnoliopsida; Asparagales; Orchidaceae
Exons: 2
Coding region: 45-356 (103 amino acids)
Source: RefSeq, a predicted model, not a curated record